Molecule: messenger RNA, 1473 nt
Organism: Castor canadensis (American beaver)
Lineage: Eukaryota; Metazoa; Chordata; Mammalia; Rodentia; Castoridae
Source: RefSeq, a predicted model, not a curated record
AUGGUCAGACCCCCGAAUUCCCCUGAGGACACCCUCUAUGUCCAGACUCUCCCUGGGGCCCCGGCACCUGAAACCACAGGCUCCCAGGGUCCCAAGGCCCAGCCAUGCUCGAGUCCUCCUCAGGCUGUGCUGGCUGAGAUAGAAUUUUCCACAGGGACACAGACCCAGCUUUGUGUCAGGAGCUGCCAGAAGCCAGGAUGUCUGCCAGCAGCCAGGCCACCACCUACUUCACUGGACAGUGGUCUCCUACAGAGCGAGAAGACGCCCUCCUCCAGCAACUUAGCCUCUGGUGUCCUGCUCCUGCCCAAUAAGACAGCAGGACCGGGCCUUCCGAUCACUUGCACCCCAGUCCCCCCACGCAUCAGCCCCUUGUCUCCCUUCCUGCAGGGAUACUCCUUCGUGGCGCCAUCCAUCCUGUUUGACCACAACAAUGCGGUGAUGACCGAUGCGUUGGAGGCACCUGGCGCUGCAGACCGGCCUGGUCGGGCAGCGGUUGCCAGGAGCGCCAUGAUGCAGGACUCGCCGUUCUUCCAACAGUACGAGCUGGACCUGCGGGAACCCGCGCUGGGUCAGGGCAGCUUCUCUGUGUGUCGUCGCUGUCGCCAGCGCCAGAGCGGCCAGGAGUUCGCGGUCAAGAUCCUCAGCCGCAGGCUGGAGGCGAACACUCAGCGCGAAGUGGCCGCCCUGCGGUUGUGCCAAUCGCAUCCCAACGUGGUGAAUCUGCACGAGGUGCAUCAUGACCAGCUGCACACGUACCUGGUCCUGGAGCUGUUGCGGGGCGGGGAGCUGCUGGAGCACAUCCGCAAGAAGCGGCACUUCAGCGAGUCCGAGGCGAGUCAGAUCCUACGCAGCCUAGCGUCGGCCGUGAGCUUCAUGCACGAGGAGGCGGGCGUGGUGCACCGCGACCUCAAGCCCGAGAACAUCCUGUACGCCGACGACACGCCCGGGGCCCCAGUGAAGAUCAUCGACUUCGGGUUCGCGCGACUGCGGCCGCAGAGCCCCGCGGGGCCCAUGCAGACCCCCUGCUUCACGCUGCAGUACGCGGCCCCGGAGCUGCUGGCGCAGCAGGGUUACGACGAGUCCUGCGACCUGUGGAGCCUGGGUGUCAUUCUGUACAUGAUGCUGUCGGGGCAGGUCCCCUUCCAGGGGGCCUCGGGCCAGGGUGGCCAGAGCCAGGCUGCUGAGAUCAUGUGCAAGAUCCGCGAGGGGCGCUUCUCCCUUGACGGGGAGGCCUGGCAGGGCGUGUCGGAGGAAGCCAAGGAGCUGGUCCGAGGGUUGCUGACUGUGGAUCCGGCCAAGCGGCUGAAGCUCGAGGGACUGCGGGGCAGCUCGUGGCUGCAGGAUGGCAGCGCGCGCUCCUCGCCCCCGCUCCGGACGCCAGAUGUGCUGGAGUCCUCCGGGCCAGCUGUGCGCUCCGGGCUCAAUGCCACCUUUAUGCUCAUCUGGAUCCUGAGCUGGGCAUUUCUGCUGUAG